AUGGAUCCGCUCGCUGGCCUAGCAGAAGCUCUCUCACAAUGUCAGCACCACUACAACGAAGCGCUCAAGCUUAUCCAGACGACAUCAAAGAAACAUCACACCACACAACGCGAGCUCGAGUUGGCAUCUCGUAAGUUAGAAGAGUACGAUGCCGAGAAAGCACAUCAAAUGGAUGUAAUUAGUUCCCUACGAGAAGAACUCUCCGCUCUUAAGAGUACCGUCAAAAAACUUGAGCAACAACUACCGGAUGGAGACAGUGCUCGUCUACAAGACGAUGACGCAACAUAUGAAAAAUCUCUCCACGAUAACCGAAAGAAAUACGAUCCUGAAAGUGUUGUAUCUGCAUUCAAACCGUCUCCAGGAACCGCGGAUUAUCAUCACUACUCUCGCGUUUUUAGGCUUUACCGUGAACUAUAUGAGGAAAACACCAACUGGAUCAGAGCAUUCUGCAAACUACGUCGAAACCACAAGGCUUCCAAGGAGAAACUGAUCGUGUGGAAUCAUUUGAUGGAGAAGAACAGCUUCGAGACCGCUGUUAAUGGGGAGAAGGUCGUUUUCCAGAGGGCCAGUCCAAGCCAUCCCGAGAGAUCAAUCAUCCUCGAGUCCCCGAUUCUACCUCGGAUGAGAACUCACAGACACCUAAGCUGGGAUGGCAAUGUUAAGGACCCCAUUCCUUCUCAACUCCCAGAGCAUUACUCAGACCCAGCGUCAACCCAGUCACAGGACCUCAGAUAUGAUGAGCGCCGACUGCCUCCCCCAGAGUCGCCAGAUACCCCGAUGAUUGUUAGCGAAAGGCCGGUUCGCCGACAACGAGCUGGAAACCCCACGUAUUGCCCCGUGAAGGUGGAACAGAGCCCGACAGACGGCGGCACCGCUGCUAAACCCUUCGACGUUAAAAGCGAACCGAUACCCAGUUCACCGAUUCAGAUAGCUUCCAUCCCGCAUCACACAAACCAGGCUGAAGAACAUACCUACGACCCAAUGUCUAGCCCUAUCCUUGACCCAAUCGAUUCGCCAUUACCCAGGCCUAAACUUGCUGUAUUACCAGACCAAGGUAGCACCACCCCUAUUCUCCAGGAUGAUAAACUGGAACUUGAUGCAAACCAGUCGACUGGAUCACACGGCAAAAAGCGAGGAAGACGAGCACUGCAGCCUGUCGAUACCAACGUGACUCCGCUAAGAAAAUCUACCAAGGACCAUGUAGAACCUCAGUCAAAGCGACGAAGACCUGACUUCUCGAGAGGUGCCCAUGCUGUCCCAAGUGUUGCCGAAGAUGGUGAAGCAGAGGAGUAUCUAGCUGGCCGACGAUCACUACGCUCGUCUGCCGCGGCAAGUGCUAAGAAAAACACACCCGUAGCUAAGAUGCGACAGACUCGUCUUUUGGACCUCCUGGAAACCCAACAUACUCCACGGCCAAUUCUGUUAUUGACCCCUCAGACAGCUUCAGCCAAGUCUAACCAGUUUGCUACCCCUCGAGCCCCAGGUAAUAAAACCGAGAUUAAGAUGACGCCAGCUACUUCACUGCCCAACGAUGUGCAGCAACUAGACAGCCACCGGGUUGCGGCUUCUUCCCUAGAGGUAGACAACGAUGACGAGUUACUCCCGGAAACCCGAUAUCGAGACCGGCCUGUCCACGAACUUGGCCUAGAGCAUUUCAAGGUCAAUCCUAACAGAAACCAAGGCCUCGACUAUGUAUUUGAGGAAGUCGUCCGAGACAAGAGCAUGAGAAAACAACUUCGCGGAUGCCUAAGGCAGGAAUGCUGUGGCCCAAUAUACCGCAGGAUGGCCAAGGAUGAGCUUGGAGAGGAACCUCGCCCGCUUAGUUCCCUUACCGGCGCAGAGCUUGACCUCCUACGAGAAGACCUAGGUAACAACUACAAACUUACCUUAGAGCGCAGCUCCUCCGUCGAGAUUCGCAACAUGUUGCUCGAAGCCAAAGCCUGUGUCCUUUCGAACAAAUAUAGUAAACACCGAAGUGCGCAUGCCCGUGGAAGGACGCCGCCUGGAUAUUGGAGGACGGACAUGCCAUCCACACAGGAGGUAGAGUUAGAUCGGAAGACGGCUCAGAAGCUUGAGCGGGAGAAGGUUCUUGAUAGGUACAAGGAGGCAUGCAAGGAUAACGGACAUUGGAAGUUUGCAGACGAAUAG
Messenger RNA from Arthroderma uncinatum, 2148 nucleotides. RefSeq lists its product as uncharacterized. The record is from RefSeq and is a predicted model, not a curated record. The coding region runs from base 1 to 2148 and encodes 715 amino acids. NCBI's taxonomy places the organism in Eukaryota, Fungi, Ascomycota, Eurotiomycetes, Onygenales, Arthrodermataceae. Gene Ontology annotation, biological process: DNA repair. The transcript has a single exon.